AUGUGUGAAAAAGAAGUUAAAGAAAGCGAGUUGGGGACACAUAUUCUGGACGUUGAGAUUAUUCCCAAACCCGCGGCCGGGCAAUUCAAAUGCCAUUCACAAUUGAAGAGCGAUGGCUUAAUUCAUGAAAUCGACUCGAAAAAUAAUCAUCUAUACGAAAGUAGGGAGCGCAGUUUGACACUGAAAAAUGUGGGUACAAAUGCAGGAUCCCCAGCGGAGGCUGUUGAGAUGCGGCGAGAAUUCUUAGAAAAGUGCGUUUAUAAAUUAAGAAGAGCAAACUUCUUGGCGUGCCUGCCAUUUAAAAACUAUGAUUAUUUUGGGGCCCGUGGGUGCUGCGAGAAUGUGAUCGGAUACAUGCCAAUCCCAGUCGGGAUUGCUGGGCCACUUUCUGUCGACUGUGAAAAUCUCUAUAUUCCUAUGGCCACUACCGAAGGAGCUCUGGUUGCAAGCGUUUCACGCGGAUGCAAAGCAAUAAAUGAGUCUGGAGGGGCAGUCACAAUCCUAACUGCAGAUGCCAUGACAAGAGCACCCUGUUUACAAUUUCCAAACGUCAACCGCGCAUAUGCAGCGAAGUUGUGGCUCGAGUCGUCAACAGGAAUACAUGAAAUAGAGAAAACUUUUUUGGCGACCAGCAACUUUGCAAAACUUAAGAAUAUACAACCAAUCCUCAUUGGAGAGCAUUUAUACGUCCGAUUCGCCGCUACCACUGGAGAUGCAAUGGGUAUGAAUAUAAUGUCAAAAUGUGUUGAAAGUGCAGUGUCGACUAUAAAAUUGCAUGGCUUCCAUGACAUGAGAGUUGUGGCUCUCUCCGGCAAUGUAUGCACCGACAAAAAACCAUCUGCUUUGAAUUGGGUUGAGGGCCGUGGGAAGAGCGUCGUGGCACAAGCUUAUAUCACUCACGCCACUAUUAAGCGUGUCCUUAAAACUGAAGUCCCAGAUAUUGUGGCAUUGAACGUAUCUAAAAAUUUAGUUGGGAGUGCUGUGGCUGGCUCUAUUGGAGGCUGCAAUGCACAUGCGAGCAAUGUUAUAUCGGCAAUUUUCGCAGCGACUGGACAAGACAUCGCGCAAGUCGUCGAUAGCUGUCACUGCAUUACAACCAUGAAUGAGUGA
Messenger RNA from Aspergillus tanneri, 1110 nucleotides. RefSeq names its product hydroxymethylglutaryl-CoA reductase. Gene Ontology annotation, cellular component: peroxisomal membrane; endoplasmic reticulum membrane. The transcript is spliced from 2 exons. Gene Ontology annotation, biological process: isoprenoid biosynthetic process; coenzyme A metabolic process; ergosterol biosynthetic process. The coding region runs from base 1 to 1110 and encodes 369 amino acids. NCBI's taxonomy places the organism in Eukaryota, Fungi, Ascomycota, Eurotiomycetes, Eurotiales, Aspergillaceae. Gene Ontology annotation, molecular function: protein binding; hydroxymethylglutaryl-CoA reductase (NADPH) activity. The record is from RefSeq and is a predicted model, not a curated record.